Molecule: messenger RNA, 279 nt
Organism: Mesitornis unicolor (brown roatelo)
Lineage: Eukaryota; Metazoa; Chordata; Aves; Mesitornithiformes; Mesitornithidae
Gene: PIN1
Product: peptidylprolyl cis/trans isomerase, NIMA-interacting 1
Exons: 2
Cellular component (GO): cytosol; nucleus
Molecular function (GO): peptidyl-prolyl cis-trans isomerase activity; protein binding
Source: RefSeq, a predicted model, not a curated record
AUGUUUGGGGCCAGCCCCUCUCUCCCCGCAGGCCGGGUGUACUACUUCAACCACAUCACCAACGCCAGCCAGUGGGAGCGGCCCAGCGGCAGCGGCCGGAACGGCCAAGGGGAGCCCAGCAAGGUGCGCUGCUCGCACCUCCUGGUGAAGCACAACCAGUCCCGCCGGCCCUCGUCCUGGCGGCAGGAGAAGAUCACGCGGAGCAAGGACGAGGCGCUGGAGCUCAUCAACGGCGAGUACCGCGCGGGGCAGCGGGAGCUGCGCGGGGACGGGGACGGG